Auanema sp. JU1783 is the source of this 840-nucleotide messenger RNA. Lineage: Eukaryota; Metazoa; Nematoda; Chromadorea; Rhabditida; Rhabditidae. The record is from the annotation of a GenBank genome assembly.
AUGCAUGAUGAUUUCUCCUUUUCACCUAACAUGGUACCUUUGCAUAGAUUGUUUGAUGAACACGACGUGGAUGAAGCAAUUAGCAGUUUCUAUGACGAACUGAUCCAACUUUCUUUUCGAAUCAAAUCACCGCAACAAGCACUCAAAAUUUAUGAAUUUUAUCAGAGCAAGAUAUGCAGGGCAUGUGGUAACACAUUAGAUAAUCCAUCUAACUUUUUCUAUCACACAUUCAGUUUGAAGCAUAAAACGAAAGUACUUAAAUUUGUUCACAUGAAUGAUCUCAUAUUUUGGAAGAAGUUAAUGGUCAAUUGUGAACCACUCGUCCCAAAAACAAAGAAAGUAACUACUCCAGAUGAGAAAUAUGUGGGAAAUCGAAAAUAUCAAACAUCUGAUGAUCUUUUGAACUCAAAUUACACUCUCAAUUCUUAUAAUAAUGCAAGGCAAUUGACUCAUAGUGCAUGUCAGACGGUUAUUACCUUUGAUACCACAGAAAAUGAGAAUCUACCUGAUGUUAUAUCUCAACAAAAUCCAAAGUUUUAUGAUGAUCAAAUAGACACAAGCAAAAGAUUAGACUUGGAGUUGUUCAAAGUUAAAAAGUCCUGCUUGAAUCUUCUGAUGAGCAGAGUCGAUAGAAAGAAGCUCAGCCGCGAUAUGCCAUGGGAUACAGUUGUCUGUAGAUACUGCAAUGUGGAAUGCGUUACUGCUUAUCAUUACAUAGAGCACUUCUUGAGUACAAUGCAUACCAUCUAUAUUGUAAGCGAUGGAAGAGUACCGAAAUUAGAAUUUUUCCAUUUCUGGGAAACAAUUUUGUUGAAAAAUGAAAGUUCUUGCAUUUAUUAG